Molecule: messenger RNA, 1730 nt
Organism: Engraulis encrasicolus (European anchovy)
Lineage: Eukaryota; Metazoa; Chordata; Actinopteri; Clupeiformes; Engraulidae
Gene: atcayb
Product: ATCAY kinesin light chain interacting caytaxin b
Exons: 12
Coding region: 1-1068 (355 amino acids)
Biological process (GO): apoptotic process
Cellular component (GO): cytoplasm
Source: RefSeq, a predicted model, not a curated record
AUGGGUACGGCCGAGGCGACCUUACGCAUGGAGAACAUGGAGGUCAAGGACGAGUGGCAGGAUGAGGACUUCCCUCGGCCUUUGCCAGAGGAUGGGGAUUCUUGUGGACUGACAGACAACACUGCCUCUCCAGCAGCAGGCACUCUGCACCCAGGGUCCAACAUGGGAUCCCUCUCCCGCAGGAAGCGGCGCACUCUGCUCGCCCCGGAGAUGAACCUGUCCCUAGACCAGAGCGAAGGUUCCAUCCUGUCCGACGACUUCCUGGAAACGCCCGACAUCGACAUCGAUGACAUCGACACGCCGGACGAGACGGACUCCCUCGAGUUCAUCACCAAUGGCAACGAGCUGGAAUGGGAAGAUGACACCCCUGUGGCCUCUGCGAAGGGGACCCCGGGAAACGGAGCCGGGCAGGGGGGAGAGGAGGGCGACGGGGCGGGACGGCUGUGGCGCACCGUGAUCAUCGGGGAGCAGGAACAGCGCAUCGACAUGCAGGCCAUCAGGCCUUACCUGCGCGUGGUUACCCACGGAGGUUACUAUGGCGAAGGCCUGAGCGCCAUCAUCGUGUUCGCAGCCUGCCAUCUCCCCGACAGCGGCUGCACGGAUUAUCACUACAUCAUGGAGAACCUCUUCCUGUAUGUGAUCAGCAGCCUGGAGCUGCUGGUGGCGGAGGACUACAUGAUCAUUUACCUGAACGGGGCCACGCCACGCAGGAAGAUGCCCGGCAUCAACUGGCUCAAGAGGUGCUACCAGAUGAUCGACAGGAGGUUGCGGAAGAAUCUGAAGUGUCUGAUCAUCGCUCACCCUUCCUGGUUCAUCCGGACUGUUCUGGCCAUUUCAAGGCCUUUCAUCAGUGUGAAGUUCAUGGAAAAGAUCCGUUACGUGCAGAGCCUGGAGGAGCUCGCUCAGAUGGUGCCCAUGGACCACGUGCAGAUCCCGGAGUGCGUCUUGCAGUGUGAUGAGGAGAGAAUGAGGAGCCAAAGGGAAAGCUUUGAGCGUGAAAAGCAGCACUCUGAAGCAUCUGCCUCCAAAGAGAGUCCACUUUCCAUGGCUGAAGAGGCAGCGCCCUGAAAUCUUGGAAAGGGGUUCAGUUGAGGAUGGAGCAGCCAUGGACUGUGGUGCGUACAAUGGAAAGGAGGGGAAACAGAAUACAGAGGAAGUCAUAUGAGAGACUCUCAAAUUAAUCUUCAUUCUUGUCUUCACUGCCAAAUGAUGACCCACGUGGCCUCGCCAGCCUCUUGUGCACCAGCUCUUUACCUGCAGACAUCUUGUCUUGUUGACAGAGGAACGCUGACUUUCAAGACACUAAUGUACAGAACACAGACCCACAGUACACCACACACAAUACUGAUGUAUCUUACAGAACACUGACUUGUGGAAUUCUGAUGUUCAGAACAUUGAUCAACAGAAAGCUGAUCUACUGUACAGAACACAGAAUCAAACCACAGAACACUGCUCCAUAGAACACUGACCUGGAGUGGAAUGCUGAUGUACAGAACAUUGAUCCGCAGAACACUGAUGUACAGAACGCAGAACACAUGGACCUACAGACAGCCGACAUUAUCACAGUAUGUGGACUUUUGGAUCAACAUCCAACUGUGGACAACAACUUUUCGAAAGGACCAACUUCUACAAUACCAACCUCUCCUCGUUUCCGACAUCCAGCAUCCUCAGCUCAACGGAGGAAUCCCAGAAGUGAAUGUGGAACUGGACACCCACACACACACACACAC